This is a messenger RNA of Rangifer tarandus platyrhynchus (Svalbard reindeer), 321 nucleotides long. NCBI's taxonomy places the organism in Eukaryota, Metazoa, Chordata, Mammalia, Artiodactyla, Cervidae. The record is from the annotation of a GenBank genome assembly.
AUGGUGCUGGCUGCAGAGAGUGAGAUGAAAGGUGGAUUGCAGUCUUCUCGCCUGGGCCCUGCAUGCCCUCCAGCCUUGGGCCUACGGGCCGUGGUGGUGGUUGUAGCCGCGCAGAGCCCGGCCGCCCAGGCAUCCAAAGUACUGGGCAGUCCUGCCGGCCCGCGGCCGGGCCCUGCGGGUCAUGGUGCCGGGCCAGCACGGCGCAGCACGGAGGAGGUGUUCGCUGGCUGCGGGUGCGGAGCUGGGAGGGCGCCCCAGGCGCGAGAGCAACCGCGCCUCACGCACCUGAGCCCGGAAAAGAAGGUGCUGCGGGGAAACUGA